Molecule: messenger RNA, 6019 nt
Organism: Centropristis striata (black sea bass)
Lineage: Eukaryota; Metazoa; Chordata; Actinopteri; Perciformes; Serranidae
Product: NACHT, LRR and PYD domains-containing protein 12-like
Exons: 13
Coding region: 258-3914 (1218 amino acids)
Molecular function (GO): protein binding
Source: RefSeq, a predicted model, not a curated record
UCGACACAAGCUCCGAAGCCUCGGCACAGUCCGACCCAUAACUACUGCUGAACAUUAUCUGUAUUUAACAGCAGAGAGCGCUCACAUGGUGUUACUGCUGGUGCUUGGAGCCAGAGGUACUGUGAGAGUCCAAUGUCAAAGAGGCAGGUUAUCUUCAACAUGACAAGAUGACUUCAGCAGCCAUCCACCAUAAAGGAGGAAGAUACAAACUCUUCGGAGAAACCAUUCAAGCCUCCAGGUGGUAGCAAGAAGCAACCAUGGCAUCAUCCACAGAUCUUCUUGAAACAUUGGAGAAUUUGAAAGAUGAAGAGUUCAAGAAGUUCAAAUGGUUCCUGCAGCAGGCUGAUGUUUUGGAAGGCUUUCCAGCGAUCCCAAAUAGUCAGUUGGGGAAUGCAGACAGGAUGGACGCCGUGGAUGCGAUCAGAAAGGCCUAUGAACAAAAUUCAGGGGAGAUGACCAUUAAGGUUUUGAAGUUGAUCAAAAGGAAUGACUUGGUGCAGCAUUUAUUAAACAUUAACCCAACAUCCAAAGAGGCUCUCACUGAUUCCCAGCGUAAACUCAAAUCCAACCUGCAGAAAAAGUUUAAGCAUCUGUUUGAGCAAGACACAAAAUCUGAAAAGCGGAUGUUGAUGAAUGAGAUCUACACUGAGCUCCGCAUCACAGAGGAAAAGUCUGGAAAGACAUUUGGACAAAUUGCAACAUCAUCCAGCAACACAGUUAAUUCUGAACAGCUUAUCAACUUCUUUCAAACCUCAGCGGGUCAAGAUGGAUCAGUUAGAACAUUAUUGACAAAAGGAGUAGCAGGGGUAGGAAAGACUGUCUUGACGCGGAAGUUUGCCCUGGAUUGGGCUGAAGAGAAAAUCGACAUCAAUGCACAGCUCAUAUUUCCAUUCACUUUCCGAGAGAUGAAUUCGCUCAAGGAGAAAAAAUACACCUGGGUGGAACUUCUUCAUCACUUCUUUGCUGAUACCAAGGGAAUAAGCAGUUUUGAUAAACUCCAGAUUGUGUUCGUUCUUGAUGGUCUGAAUGAGUGUCAACUUCCUUUGGACUUUGACAACAACGAGGUCCUGACUGAUGAUACUGACUCUGCUUUAGUGGACGUGCUGCUGACAAACCUCAUCAUGGGGAAACUGUUCCCUUCUUCCUCCCUCUGGAUAACCACAACACCUGAGGCAGCCGGUCAAAUCCCUCCAGAGUACAUUCAUAUGGUGACAGAGGUGGAAGGAUUCACUGAUCCAAAGAAGGACGAGUACUUCAGGAAGAGAUUCAGGAAUAAGGCGCUGGCCAGCAGAAUCAUCACCCACAUCAAGGCAUCACGAAGUCUCCACGUCAUGUGCCAAAUUCCAGUCCUCUGUUGGAUCACUGCAGCAAUUCUGGAGGAUGUGUUGAAAACCAAUGAAAGAGGAGAGCCACCCAAUACCUUAACUGAGCUUUAUAUCCAUUUUCUAUCAGAUCAGUUCAAACUGAAAAAUGAAGAAACCAAUCGACUUUGGAACACAGAGACCAGCAAGAUAAUUGUUUCUCUAGGAAAACUGGCUUUUGAGCAGCUGCAUAAAGGCAACCUCAUUUUCUAUGAAGCAGAUCUAAUGGAGUGUGGCAUUGAUAUCAGAGCUGCCUCUGUGUACUCAGGCAUGUUCACGCAGAUCUUUAAGGAAGACCGUGCCCUGAACCAGGAUAAACGUUUCUGUUUUGUCCAUUCAAGCCUCCAGGAGUUUCUGGCUGCUGUUCAUGUCAUUGUGUCAUUCAUCAACUCUGAUGUCAACCUACUCUCAGAAGAAGAAUCAGCUUCCCAACAGUCAGAGCAAUCUGAAGUCAAACACCUAUUCCAGAGUGCAGUGGAUAAGGCUUUACAGAGUCGGAAUGGUCAUCUGGACUUAUUCCUCCGCUUCCUCGUUGGCCUCUCACUGCAGACCAAUCAAGCACUUCUUCAAGUCUUAUUGACGCAAACAGGAGGUAGCUUACAGAGCAGUCAAGACACAGCCCAGUACAUCAAGAAGAAGAUCAGGGAAAAUCCCAAUAUAGAGAGAAACAUCAACCUGUUUCACUGUCUGAAUGAGCUGAAUGAUCAUUCUCUAGUGGAGGAGAUCCAACAGUGCCUGAGUUCAGCAAGUCUGUCCACUAACAAUCUGUCUCAUGCUCAGUGGUCAGCUCUGGUCUUCAUCUUAUUGUCAUCACAGAGCGAGUUGGAUGUGUUUGACCUAAAGAAAUACUCUGCUUCAGAGGAAGGUCUUCUGAGGAUGAUGCCAGUGCUUCAAGCCUCCAGUCUAUGCCUGUUGAGAGGUUGUAAGCUGUCUGAGGAAGGCUGCAAAGCUUUGGCCUCAGUUCUUGGCUCCCUGACCUGUAAUGUGAGAGAACUGGACCUGAGUUACAACAAUAAGCUGAGGGGUGGACUCCAUGAGCUCACAGUUGGCUUGAAGUAUCCACAAUGUAAACUGGAGACUCUCAGGCUGUGUGGAUGUGAUCUGGCAUCCAUGUGUGGUACAGAUCUGUCUUCAGUUCUCAGCUACCCAUCGUCCAGUCUCAGAGAGCUGGACCUGACUUGCAACCACUUGGGUGAUGGAGGAGUGGAGUAUCUCUCUGUGGGAUUGCAGAGUCCACACUGUGGACUUGAAACUCUCAGGUUGGUUGACUGUAUGCUGACGUGGGAAGACUGUGAUGCUGUGGCCUUUUUCCUUAGCUCACAGUCCUCUAGUCUGAGACUUCUGGACCUGAGUAUGAACCACUUGGAGGAUUCGGGAUUGCGGGUAUUCAUUGCUGGACUGCAGAAUCCACACUGUAAACUGGAAACACUCAGGCUAAGUGCCUGUAACCUGUCAGAAAAAAGCUGUGAAACUCUGGCCUCAGUUCUCACCUCCCAGACCUCCAGCUUGAGAGUGCUGGACUUGAGUAAAAACAUCCUUCAGGAUUCUGGAGUGAACUUUCUUUUGACUGGACUGGAGAGUCCACACUGUAACCUGGAAGCUCUCAGGCUGGGAGAGUGUGGGCUGUCAGAGAGAAGCUGUGAAGCUCUGGCCCCAGCUCUCAGCUCCCAGACUACUCGUUUGAAAGAGCUGGACCUGAAUAGCAACGACCUGCUGGAUUCAGGAGUGAAGUUUGUCUCUAAUGGACUUAAGAGUACUCAAUGUAGCCUGGAAACCCUCAGGCUGUCAGGCUGUCAGGUCACAGAGGAAGGCUGUGCCUCUCUGGCCUCUGCUCUGAGCUCCAAUCCCUCCCAUCUGAAAGAGCUGGACCUGAGCUACAACCAUCCAGGAGACUCAGGAGUGGCAUUACUCUCUGCUGGACUUGAGAAUUCACAAUGGAGACUGGAAACUCUAAAAGUGGACCAUGGCGGAGUGCAGAGGUUAAAAACCGGUCUGCAGAAGUAUGCCUGUGAACUCACACUGGACCCAAACACAGCACAAAGAGAGCUCAGACUGUCUGAGAACAACACACAGGUGACAUAUGUGUGGCCGAAACAACGUUAUGGGUAUCAUCCAGACAGAUUUCAGCGCCCCAGACAGCUGCUGUGUAGAAAUGGUUUGACUGGUCGCUGUUACUGGGAGGUUGAGUGUAAGGGACACUGUUGCAUAGCAGUGGCUUACCGAGGAAUCAGCAGGAGAGGAAGUGCUGAUUACUGCCUGUUUGGAAGAAAUGACAAGUCCUGGACGCUGACCUGUGAUGGAAAUCUUGAAUUUUGGCACAAUACCACAUCAAAAUGUAUACGCUACGAUUCAAAUGAACCAACCAGACUAGCAGUGUAUCUGGACUGGGCUGCUGGCACUCUGUCCUUCUACACAGUCCGCUCUGACACACUAACACAUGUGUACACCUUCUUCCAGCGAUUUACAGAACCACUGUUCCCUGGGUUUAGCUUUGAAUUUCCCUCACUACCAGGGCAUGUCGGGUCAGAUGGUGGUACCAUCACACUGUGUUAGAAAGAUGAGGGAACAUCUUAACAACAUGACUCUUUACUGAGGUCAUCUCCUAAAAGGAGGAAAAAUAACAAGAUUUAAGAUUCCCGAUCAAAGUGACCUUUAAUGGAGGGUAGACAAUUUUGGGGGUAAAAGAAAUCCUCGGCCAUUUCAGAUAAACAGCGUUCCUCUGGUAUAAACCUUCUAAACCUAGCUGUCAGCCAUCUUUAUCUGUGCUAUAAAUUAAACAGAGGAACCAAACUGUGUAAAGGGAGUUCAUAUUAUUAUUCAGGGAGCGGAAAUUUGCUGUUGAACAGUCAGAAGAGCUGAUUAUUUCUUAGCCUUUAGCUAAUGUAUGAUGAAGGUGUGUGGCUUUUAGGGAGACUUUUUUUUAAUAACAUUUUGUUACAUAAGAAACGUAACAAUGGAACACUGCUGUAUACAGUUACAGACAUCUGACUACACUGCCUGUCCAAAAAGAAAAGUCACCGCCUAAAUUAACACCUAAACGUGUUUAUAUUUUCAUAUAAUUUGAGAAUAACAAUAAGAACAAAGACAAAAGAAAAGUAAGGUACAGUGCAGAACAGCAAGACAUCAUCUCAAUAUUUUUUUUUAAACAAGAGUAUACUUUGAGUGCUUUAACAAGGCCCAGAAUAAAUACUCAGAAAAUGCUACCCAUAUAAUCCUCGACAGUCCAAAAAAAAGAGAGUGCACAUGUUAUCAUCAGACAUCAAGACAACCUGUAACCCUCUCCCCGUCUAGAAAUGCCAUAAAACAUCACCAUAUUUUAUCAAACAUAGAAAUGUUUUUCAAGGGCACAGUCCUGCAGGCCAGGCUUGUAGACCAGUUUUUGGCUAUGGUGUGUUUUGCUUGUAGUAAACAAUAGACAUAGUCAUUUUCUUAUCAGCCUUGCUAAGAAGACAAUCCAUAGGAAAAAUUCCAAGAAUACACAGUUUGGGGCAUAUGAGUAACUUGUGACAUGGGAGAUGACCUCCAAUACCUCUAUCCAGAAGGCUUGGAUAGUUGGACUGUUCCAAACGCAAUGCAAUAGUGUGCCAUUCAUUCCACAUUUACUACAUACAUCCAAGGUAUUGGGGUUGAAUUAUUUGACAUGAUUGGGUUUAUAUAUAAUCUUAUUGUCCUUACAUUGGAGUAGUUUAAAAUGGGGAUUUUAUGGCUCGUGUUUGAGCUUCUAAGUAGGUCGCCUGCCAGUCCUCGACUGAGAUUUCGCUAUUUAAAUCCUCACACCAUGCAAGUCUUUUAAUGUCUGAAGAGAUGUGGGAGCCAUCUACGAUUGUUUCCUAAAAGUGCCAUAACAGGCCCCUCUUGGUGCAGUGUUUUACUAUUUCUUUUCUUCUACAGAGGUGAGAGUAGGUUAGGAUAAGGAUAUAUGAAGCUUUUAUCUGCAGGCUGUAUGUCAUAUUUCUGUCUCAAAUCAAAGAGUCUCAAGGAGUGAAAUAUGAGAUGUAUUACUUCUUUCAAUGCUCACCCAGAUCUUUGGUGUCUCUAGUGAGAACCAGCAGGAGGCAGUAGAGAGUUAGGCUGCCCAAUAACACCACAGGAGGUUUGGGAGUUUCAGGCCUUCUCUUUCAUUGGUGAGAUAUAAAUAAAAUUGCAAAAUAUAGUUCUCAUUCUGCAAAGAAAUUAAAAGAGGGGUGUUACGGUCCGUGGACUUAGUGCCUUGUUUGUGUUUCUCUCCUUGUCUAUGUGAAAAUAACUCAGUUUUUGAUUGAUUUUUGAUUUGAUUUAUGAUUUAAACUAGAAAUGACGCUCUAUAUUUGUGUUAUUUUGGGGAACAGGGCUAUAGUUUUAGUUUCUUUGCCACAUUCACAUCACACUUAGUUUAUUUACUUUGUUAGUUCUUACUAGUUUCUGGGUGGCUGCUUUGCUGUAUUUCUGUUUUGUUAGGCAAGUUUAGAGUAGCCAGCCACAGUAUUUUCUUUUAUUGUUGUCUUUGAUAGUUAGUGAGUGGGUAACACUUAGGUAGAAAGAGGUUUUGAUUGUUUGUUUUAUGAUUUGGCGCCACCCGCUGCCCUCUCCUAUUGUUCUCUGCCUGUCUUGUGUUUUAGUUGUUGGGCCUAAAGAAGGUUUCCUCUUUGUUUGUGAUUUGAUUUUGCUGUUAAAUAAUA